This is a messenger RNA of Pelodiscus sinensis (Chinese soft-shelled turtle), 577 nucleotides long. Lineage: Eukaryota; Metazoa; Chordata; Testudines; Trionychidae. The record is from RefSeq and is a predicted model, not a curated record.
AUGUCAAAUUCCAACACAACUGAGUUCUCCAACCCCUCCAUCUUCAUCCUGCUGGAAAAGGCCCAUAUUUGGAUCUCCAUCCCCUUCUGUGCCAUCUACGCUAUAGCCCUCUUGGGGAAUUUCACCAUCCUGUUCGUUGUGAAGAGGGAGUCGAGCCUCCAUGAGCCCAUGUACUAUUUCCUCUGCAUGCUGGCCGUCACUGACCUGGUCCUGUGUACAUCUACCAUGCCCAAAUUACUGAGCAUCUUCUGGUUCAACUCCAGGGAGAUCGAUUUCAGUGCCUGUCUCACCCAGAUGUUCUUCAUUCACUGCUUCUCAACAAUUGAGUCUGGGCUUUAUGUGGCCAUGGCGUUUGAUCGCUACGUGGCCAUCUGCCAUCCCCUGAGACAUUCCACCAUCCUGACGAACCGAAUUGUACCCAAGAUUGCCCUGGCCGUAGUGCUGCGCGGUUCCAUGCUUGCACUGCCCUGUCCCCUCCUGGCCAGACAGUGGCCAUAUUGCAGAACCAACAUCAUCCCCCACACACACUGUGAGCACAUGCCUGUGGUGAAACUGGCCUGCACCGACAUCAGCAUCA